GUCAGUGUUCGCCUCGUGUUUUGGCAAAUAUGGAGUGGAAUAACGAUACUGCUCUUGUGUUGAUUGAAGAAUAUAGAAAAUUUGAAAUACUUUGGAAUGUAAAGCACUCAGAAUAUUAUUCAAAAAUUAAAAAAAUGACGCAUGGGAAAGUCUUGUUCGGAAUGGGAAUCUGCCACAGCUUUAUGUUGAAGAAGCGCAAAAAAAAAAUGAAAAGUUUACUGGGCUCGUUCCGACGUGAGAAAUCCAAAAUAAGGAGCAGCGGAGGAACAGGAAAGGGUGCAAAGGAUAUUUACAUAUCGAAAUGGUUCGCGUUUGACAGCAUGCAGUUCUUAAUGGAUAGGGAUGAACCAAGGAGAGGAUUAAACACAGAAAAUGACGAAGCAGGACCAGACCAAGAGGUUUCAGAGGAAAGUCAACAAAAGCCGCUGCAGUCGCAUUUGGAGGAUGAGGGGAGAGACAUGAGUCCGGUUCCAUCUACUCAAAGCUUGCCAUCGCAGUUCACUACUGGUUCACAACCAAACUCGGUAAACAUACAAAAGAAGAGAAAACAGCAAACAGAGGACCCAAGAAUACAAAAAGCUUUUGAGAUCUUGGAAUCCAGUUCUAAACGCAGCAGAAGUGAAAACAAAUAUUCUGGUUAUUGUCAGCACAUUGGCCAAAAACUUAUGAGUUAUUCCAGCAGAACACAAACAUUAGUAGAACACGAGAUUAACACUGUGCUAUUCAGAACUGAUAUGGGUUAUUACGAUCGUCUUUCCACUGUAGCUGCCUUAUUGCCACCAUAUCCUGUUACCACAUUAUCUACCACUCCACAGCAUCCACAUUACACUUUCACAACUUCUAGCACACCAGCUCCAUAUCCGCAAUACACCACUCUAACCACAAACACGCCACUUUAAUCUCCUCUCACUGACCAAACUUCUAGCGCAUCUACAGCCACCUCCUAUUAUGAUAAUCCAUCAUCGACUGAUUCGGCUGUAAGCCAGUACUUGACUCAGUUUAGAGAAGAAAACUUAU
Anthonomus grandis grandis is the source of this 1017-nucleotide messenger RNA. RefSeq lists its product as uncharacterized. The record is from RefSeq and is a predicted model, not a curated record. The transcript is spliced from 3 exons. Lineage: Eukaryota; Metazoa; Arthropoda; Insecta; Coleoptera; Curculionidae. The coding region runs from base 30 to 899 and encodes 289 amino acids.